AUGGCGACGUCGACGGCGACCAAGAACACCAUUACCCUCCGCGGCUCUACCGCCAUUGUCACUGAGUUCUUUGGCUACUCCAUCAACUCCAUCCUCUACCAGCGCGGCAUCUACCCUCCCGAGUCGUUUGUUCGUGUCAACAAGUACGGUCUCACCAUGCUUGUCACAGACGACGACGGGCUCAAGGCUUACCUCGGCGAUGUGCUCGCUCAGCUGAAUGACUGGCUGCUUGGCCACUGUGUGCAGAAGCUGGUCCUUGUCAUCACCUCGGUAGCCACCAACGAAGUGCUCGAGCGGUGGACGUUUGACAUCGAGGCCGACAAGGCCGUCGACGACGGCGCCACAGUCGAGGCCCGUCCGGACAAGGAGGUCAAGGGCGAGAUCCAGGCCAUCAUCCGCCAGAUCACCGCCUCGGUCACCUUCCUGCCCAUGCUCGAGGAGGCGUGCACCUUUGAUCUGCUCGUCUACACCGACAACGACCUCGCCGUCCCGCUCGCAUGGGAGGAGUCCGAUCCCAAGUACAUCGCCAACUCGGAGGAGGUCCGUCUCCGCUCCUUCACCACCCAGAUCCACAAGGUCGACACCAUGGUCUCGUUCAAGGCCUAGCGCGCCAAGCCUAUGCUGUUCCUCCUCCUACCCUCCCCCCAUCACACACCGGCCGGCCCAAACCUCUCAUUCGCCCCUCGCGGCGUUAAACCCUACUGUAACC
Molecule: messenger RNA, 709 nt
Organism: Thecamonas trahens ATCC 50062
Lineage: Eukaryota; Apusomonadida; Apusomonadidae
Product: mitotic spindle assembly checkpoint protein MAD2A
Exons: 3
Coding region: 1-606 (201 amino acids)
Biological process (GO): mitotic spindle assembly checkpoint signaling
Cellular component (GO): cytoplasm; kinetochore; nucleoplasm
Source: RefSeq, a predicted model, not a curated record